This is a messenger RNA of Sporothrix brasiliensis 5110, 1353 nucleotides long. RefSeq lists its product as uncharacterized. Lineage: Eukaryota; Fungi; Ascomycota; Sordariomycetes; Ophiostomatales; Ophiostomataceae. The transcript has a single exon. Gene Ontology annotation, biological process: late endosome to vacuole transport via multivesicular body sorting pathway. Gene Ontology annotation, cellular component: multivesicular body. The record is from RefSeq and is a predicted model, not a curated record. The coding region runs from base 1 to 1353 and encodes 450 amino acids.
AUGGCCGACGCUAUGGCCAGCCUCCGGCAGGCCGACCCCAAUCUCUACAAGACGGCCAUGCGCGCCGAGCAGCUGCAGAACGCCGAGCCCAUCGUUGCCUACUGGUGCGACUACUGGGUCCUCAAGCAGAUCCUCAGCAAGGGCCUCCACACCUCCUCGCCCGACGUUUUAGAGUACAGCACCCGCCUCAUGAACCGCAUGGAGGCCACCAAGGAGACCCGCGGCAGCGAACCUGCCAUCGCCGACGAUAUCGAGGGCCAGGCCUAUGUUGAGCAGUUUGCCCAGAAGCGCCUCGACAGCGCCCAGAACGUGGUCAAGGCCAGCAAAGUCACGGCCACCACAGCCAACACCUUUGACGCCGCCGCCACUCUGUUUGGUCUCGUCAACAUCUGGGGCGCGCCGGACGCCGAGACCAUCCAGAAGAUCAAGUACGCCAAGUGGAACGCCACGCGCAUCCUGCGGGCCAUCAAGGACGGCAAAGACCCCAACGAGUCGAAUCCCAAGCCGGGCGAUCUGGCGAAACGAAAUGCUGAGAGCGCCCUGUCGCCCGGCUCGGAACUGCCACCUGCUGCGCCGGCCGAUGGGCCCCGACCGGUGACGAUUGAGGAUGAGACAGAAGACAGUACAGCUGCGACGGGUGCCAUUGCCGAUGCACGCCCACGACGCGACUCGGCGGGUGUGUCGUUACCGCAUAGCCCGGUGUCGUCCGCGGCCGGCAGUGCUCAUGUGGCGCCUGGACUGGAUACCAUUCCGACACUCCCUCCUGCCGCGAGCGGCCCUCUCCCUUCAUUUGGCUCACCCACAGCACCACCAGCCGCUGCACCGUCGCCAACCAUCUACACACAGGACCCAGACGCCGAAGCACCGUCGUCGGGCACGUAUAUAGAUGACCCAGACGCGUCAGUGCCGCCAGCCAACUUUUCUCCGACCGUGCCCACCUUGAGCCCUCCGACGGCUCCGCCCGAUCUAUUCUACCAGCCGCCUCACCAGCAGCCGUCAGCGCCGCCAUCGGCGCCACCGUCCGCGCCGCCAUCGGCCCCGACAAACGGUGGCUACUUUGCGGGCACCAGCGCUGCACCGCCUCCGGCAGCCGCGCCCACGGGCUACCCGCCCGCCUUUAACAAUCGCGUCGUUCCCCAGCCGUCUGCCCCGCUACCGCCAUCACAGCCAUCACAACCACCGCAGCCUCCACAGUCGUAUGCGCCUGUGAACAAUGGCGGCCCCGUCGACGACCUCGCCAUGGUCAACGCCCAGAAGCAUGCCAAGUGGGCCAUUUCGGCCCUCAACUUUGAAGACGUGCCGACGGCUGUGCGAGAAUUGCGUAAAGCACUGCAGUUUUUAGGGGCGGCGUGA